UUCUCCGUCCCUCUAUCUCGACGGCGUCGCCGCCGUUUUCUGCCGCCUCCAUGUCCGUCCCCGCAGAGAGCUCUCACCCGGGGGAGGAAGGCCGCGCUACUCCUCAUGCCCGGUACACGAAGCAGAGCGGGACGGCGAUCGACAGACUCGCCGACGAUCUCCUCGUCGAGAUCCUCUCGCGCGUCCCCGCCAAGUCGCUCCUCCGCUUCAGGUGCGUCUCCAGCCACUGGCUGGCGCUCAUCGACCACCCCGACCACCGCAAAAGGCUGCCCCAAACCCCGGCCGGCUUCUUCUACGACAACAAGUACACCGGCGAGUGGUUUCUGCAACCACCUCCCCACUUCACCAGUUUCCCAGGGAGACGGUGCCCUCCGAUCGACACCUCUUGCUCCUUCCUGCCCAACCAUGAGCGCGUCCAUCUGUUGGCCUGCUGCAGCGGCCUCCUCCUCUGCCGCUGGCGCGACGCCUCCGCGCAGGGUGACGAGUUCCGUUAUGUCGUGUGCAAUCCCGCCACGGAGAAGUGGGUCGUGUUGCCGAGCUCCGGCAAGGCCACCAGCGAGGUGGCCACCGCACGUUUGGGCUUCGACCCAGCCCUGUCGUCGCAUUUCCAUGUGUUUGAGUUGGUAGAUGAGCAGGAGCCAAACUGGCACCCUCACAUCGCCGGAGUGGCAGUGUAUUCGUCUGAAACUGGAGCAUGGGUUUAUAAACAAGAGAGAUGGAACAAGCAAAUUAGGCCCAUUGAUCGUCGGUCAGUAUUUGUCUUUCUUAAUGGCCACCUGCAUUUUCAACCCAGCGCCCGUUGGUUAUCCCAUCAUCUAGCCAUGGUAGACACAGAGGGGGAAACAUGGAUGAACUUCAGUCUCCCUGGUGGUUUGGAUGAUGGUUUUAUUCAGCGAUCACAAGACCGCUUGCAUUAUGCCAAUUUUCAGGGAUAUGGAGGUGGUGCCAUUCGAUUAGUAGUUUAUGUUCUGGACAACUAUCAAAGCAGAAAAUGGAUAUUGAAGCACAGCAUCGAAGCUUCAUACAUAUUUCGAGGGAUGGAUGCCUACCUUCUUGGUCGUUUUGGAUGGGCUGCGAUGGAUUUUGGUUGGAUUGCGAUUCAUCCGGAAUGCAACACGAUAUUCUUCAAAGGGGGCAUUUGAUGAUCAAAUAUACCCUGGAAGAUGGCCAGCCGCCAUAUCUGCCAUAUGUGCCAUUGUAUGCAGAGUUACGGUCAUUGCACAUUUGACAUCAGUCUGAGUUGGUGGCUUUAUAAGAAGUGGAUCUUCGACAAACACUAGUUCUUUGUGCUAUGGAACAGCCUGGUUGGUAUGUUUGCUCGAACUGGGCUAUUGUUUUAUCUGACUGAUGUAUGCAUGCUUUUAUGUUUCGAGUGUGGUGGUUCGCUAUGGAGUGAACUUGGGUGAUUAGUUAUCCAAAUUUGUACUGAACUUUCUGUUGCCCGUAUUGGUUUCUGCAUGCCAAUGGUUUUG
Messenger RNA from Triticum aestivum (bread wheat), 1472 nucleotides. RefSeq names its product F-box protein At5g07610-like. The record is from RefSeq and is a predicted model, not a curated record. NCBI's taxonomy places the organism in Eukaryota, Viridiplantae, Streptophyta, Magnoliopsida, Poales, Poaceae. Gene Ontology annotation, molecular function: protein binding. Bases 51 to 1142 code for a protein of 363 amino acids. The transcript has a single exon.